Messenger RNA from Neoarthrinium moseri, 1005 nucleotides. RefSeq lists its product as uncharacterized. The transcript has a single exon. NCBI's taxonomy places the organism in Eukaryota, Fungi, Ascomycota, Sordariomycetes, Amphisphaeriales, Apiosporaceae. Bases 1 to 1005 code for a protein of 334 amino acids. The record is from RefSeq and is a predicted model, not a curated record.
AUGUCCAACUUGGAAAAUGUCGACAUCCAAACGAUUGUCGAGCGCGGUGUUGUCCGCCUUCCCCGCAAGCCGACAGCCACGCUAUCUUAUGGUAUCGCUCAAGGCCACGGUCCGCUCUCGACGACGCAUUUACUUGUCUUCCUUAAUGGACUGAUCAUGCACCAGCGCGGAUGGGACGCCACAAUACAGAAACUUCUACAAACGUGGGGUGCAGGCGCCGGGACCGCCAAUUAUCCUUCGCUUCUUACUUACGAUCGCUACGGUCAGGGAGAUUCUGAACCUGAUCCGGCUGAUGAGCAAUCGAAAUAUGGGCAUGACAUGCGUGAAGUUGUCAGGGACCUCAACGACCUGCUUUUCAAGAUCUGGUACGACAAGCAACAAGAUGGAGCACCAUCAAGGCCCCAUUUGGUCUUUGUCGCCAACAGCAUAGGGUGCGUCAUUGCGCGCCUGUAUGCGGAGACCUACCCGUCGAGCGUGACCGCGCUGCUCCUCCUCGACAGCAACAUCGCGAACAGCGACCUUGUGUCCAUCUUCCCGGAUCCAGAUUUGCAGGACUUUGAUCCUACUUCGUUACCAGCGGGAGUCAGUGUAGCUGAUCUGCGGGACACCCGUGCUAAGUAUAAGGCUAUUUUUCACCCCUCCGUCCGCAACCCCGAGAAUUUGGACCGACGCAACGUUGCGGAUCUAUUGCCAUAUGACCACAAACCUGUUCUAAAAGGUCCCGAUAGCAGAGGAGCAUGGAUCACGGUCGUAGAGCACGAUUGGGAUACCUUUGCCGAGGAAGGCCUAACGGGUUCGCUGAAGACGCCCAAGGGUCUGACAAACGCCUACAUGAACCCAGCCUGGCAUCGUUACAACGAGGGACUUGUACGCUUGACGGAAAAAGAGAGGUCAGAGGGUCCUGUGACGGCUAAGGGGUGUGGGCACUUCAUUCAAAGGGAUGACCCAGGCUUUGUUGCUAAUGCCAUCCAUCGGUUGGUAAUGAAGUUGAAGCAAACCUCAUGA